UGACUUGGACUGCCUCCUAUUACACACAAUAUGGUUUCUAGAUGAAUUACAGAUACGUGUUUUGAUAGAUGACAUGUUUUCGGAUGACCAAAUAUCUGGGUGGAACAUGGUCCACUGAGUUGUGGCCUUUAAGCAUUUGCAUAUCUUAUCUCAGUAGAUCAGCGACAUAUUUUUGAGUGUGUGUGCGUGCACAGUUUUGUUUGAGUGAAGUAGAAAAGGGGAAAUGCUAUCAGUGAAAGUCUGCAGAGGGUUCAUUAUAGAGACAGAGGACCUUGUCGACGCAUGUUAACAGGAUGCCUUCAUACACCGUUACUGUUGCCACGGGCUCCCAGUGGUUCGCCGGCACUGACGACUACAUCUAUCUGACCCUGGUGGGGGCAGAGAGCUGCAGUGAGAAAACACUCCUGGAUAAACCACUGUAUAAUGACUUUGAACGAGGAGCGGUGGACUCAUAUGACAUCAAAGUGGCAGAGAACCUCGGAGACAUAGAGCUCGUGAAGAUUGAGAAGAAAAAGUACUGGAUGCAUGACGACUGGUAUUGUAAAUAUAUUACGGUGAAGACACCCAUUGGAGAUUACAUUGAGUUCCCCUGUUUCCGCUGGGUAGUGGACGAUAAAGAGCUGAUCCUUCGAGAUGGCAGAGCUCGUUUGCCUCAGCAUGACAAAAGCCGGGUUGCAAAACAACACAGACGUAAGGAACUGGAAAACAGACAGAAGAUUUACAGAUGGAAGGAAUGGCAUCCUGGCUUUCCCAUGAGCAUUGAUGCAAAAACACAUAAAGAACUACCACGAGACAUCCAAUUUGACAGUGAAAAAGGUGUCGAUUUUGCCCUCAACUACACUAAAGCGAUCGAGAACCUGUGUGUUAACCAGUUUAUGCACAUGUUCCAGUCCUCUUGGGGAGAUUUUGCAGAUUUCGAGCGGAUAUUUAUGAGGAUCAACAACACAAUAUCAGAGUAUGUGAUGCAACACUGGAAGGAAGACUUUAUGUUUGGAUAUCAGUUCUUAAAUGGCUGUAAUCCGGUCAUGAUUCAGAAGUGUACAAAAAUACCAGAUAAGUUUCCAGUUACACAGGAAAUGGUGAAAGACUGCUUUGAAAAAGACCUGACUUUGGAAAAUGAGCUUAAGGCAGGAAACCUGUUCAUUGCAGAUUAUGAGAUAAUGGAAGACAUUACUCCUAAUGCUACAGAUCCUUGUACCCUGCAGUAUUUAGCUGCACCUAUUUGCUUGCUGCACAAGAACAGUGAGAACAAAAUUUUGCCAAUUGCCAUCCAGCUGAAUCAAAUCCCAGGGGAAGACAACCCCAUUUUUGUGCCUACUGAUAAUGAGUAUGACUGGCUACUGGCAAAGAUCUGGGUGAAAUCUUCAGACUUUCAUGUGCACCAGACAGUGACACACCUCCUGAAGACCCAUCUAAUAUCAGAGGUUUUUGCCAUUGCUAUGUUUCGACAGUUGCCAGCUGUUCAUCCGGUCUACAAGUUGCUUAUGCCACACAUUCGUUUCACAAUUGCCAUAAAUACGAAAGCUCGCGAGGAACUUAUCUGCGAAUGUGGACUCUUUGACAAGGCUAAUGGCACAGGUGGAGGUGGACAUGCAGAGCUAGUGCAAAAAGCUAUGAAGACUUUCACCUAUAAGUCCUUGUGCUUUCCUGAGUCCAUAAAGGCUCGAGGCAUGGACAGCAUAGAGGAGCUUCCCUACUACUUCUACCGAGAUGAUGGCCUCAGAGUAUGGGAGAUAAUCAAAAGUUUUGUGGAAGAAGUGAUGCACAUAUACUACGAUAGUGACAAAACAGUGCUGGAGGAUGAAGAGAUACAAGCGUUCGUCAAAGACGUUUGCAGCUUUGGAAUGCAAGAUUUUGACUCUUGUGAGUUCCCAAAAUCAUUGAAAAACCGAGAGCAGCUGGUGGAAUACGUGACUGUUAUAAUCUUCACAACUUCUGCACAACAUGCUGCCAUCAACUUUGGACAGUUUGACUGGUGUUCAUGGAUCCCAAACGCCCCCCCGACUAUGCGCAGGCCUCCGCCUACAAAGAAGGGUGAGGUGGAUCUACCAUUCAUCGUGACUAGUCUGCCUGACCGUGGUCGCUCCUGCUGGCAUCUCGGAGCAGUGUGGGCACUUAGUCAGUUCCAGGAAAAUGAGUUGUUCUUAGGCAUGUAUCCUGAUGAACACUUCAUUGAAAAAACGGUGAAGAAAGCCAUGGAGAAUUUCCAGAAAAAACUGGAUGAGCUUUCAAAAUUAAUUAAAAAUCGCAACGAAGGAAAGAAACUCCCCUACUACUACCUGUCUCCAGACAGAAUCCCAAACAGUGUGGCUGUCUAAGUCUGUAUACCUGGAGGUGGUGAAGAAAAAAAAAAUUCUGCACCAUUAUGCCAUAAAGUUAAUGUUGCCUGAUAUUUCUUAGUUUAAGAACAUAUACAGUACUAGAUUAUCGUACAUAUUACAGUACAUAGUACACAUACUGUAAUAGAAUUAUGAUAUUGCCUUAUGUAUAAUACACUUUUUUUAAUGAUAUGAUCGAUCUGUGAUAUGAUUAGUGGUUUGGAGUAAGUAAUUAUUCACAUUUUCUUCUUUUCUACAUGUUUGGCUUUUGUGGUAACAACU
This is a messenger RNA of Clarias gariepinus (North African catfish), 2600 nucleotides long. It is a transcript of the gene alox5a, whose product is annotated as arachidonate 5-lipoxygenase a. Lineage: Eukaryota; Metazoa; Chordata; Actinopteri; Siluriformes; Clariidae. Gene Ontology annotation, biological process: linoleic acid metabolic process; lipid oxidation. Bases 294 to 2318 code for a protein of 674 amino acids. The transcript is spliced from 14 exons. The record is from RefSeq and is a predicted model, not a curated record. Gene Ontology annotation, molecular function: iron ion binding; protein binding; arachidonate 5-lipoxygenase activity. Gene Ontology annotation, cellular component: nuclear envelope.